Messenger RNA from Fusarium keratoplasticum, 708 nucleotides. Its product is annotated as Zn(2)-C6 fungal-type domain-containing protein. NCBI's taxonomy places the organism in Eukaryota, Fungi, Ascomycota, Sordariomycetes, Hypocreales, Nectriaceae. The transcript is spliced from 2 exons. The record is from RefSeq and is a predicted model, not a curated record. The coding region runs from base 1 to 708 and encodes 235 amino acids.
AUGUUCCCCUCCCCUCCUACAGAGCUAGCCUCCCCGACAGCUCAAAACCAAGCCCUAGACACUCUCCGAGACGACAUCGUACCUGAAGAAGAAAAGAGUUGGUUCUACUAUCUCGCCGAGAUCUCAUACCGAAGAAUGAUCAAUCGAAUCUUGGCCGUCAUGGCUCGUGAUGGAGAAAGAGGGUGGAUCGACAAUAUUGGCGAUAUCAUCAAGCAGUGCAAGGACUUUGGUGAACAGAUUGACAUUUGGCACUCUCACAUCCCACCCCAGAUCGACCUCAAAGACGAUGCAAUGUCCAACGACGAGCUCGCGCAGCUUGUCAAGAACCGAGAGAUCAGCUGCCGAGAAUGGAUUCACAGACCCUUGCUCUUCUACGUCAUCCACCAGAGCCCCAGCGAUCCUCACUACGACGAGGCCCUUCCCCUGGCCCAAAAAUGUCUCCAACUCUCCGCUGAGCACAUGUUCCGGAUUUUUGGGCAUAACCGGCACCAUGGAACUUGGUACGUCGCACGUUGUUGCAUCACGAGGGCUCUCACGUUGCUUGCUGCCGCCAAGAGCGGGAGGAUACCGAUGCCAGAACGCUGGAAGGAUGCGUUGGAGGUGGCGCGGUGGACGAUACAUCGGUGGUCAACUGAGGCACCGGAUCUUCAAUGGGCUGAGCACGUCUUGGACAACAUCUUGAGGAACGUUGAAAGGGAUUCUAUGUAA